AUGAAAAAUUUUAAUUUUAAUUUUAAAUUUUUUUGGAAAAAACAUUUGACAGGGUGUCAUAUAACUGAACCAUAAGACAAUUCUUUCAAAGCUAUGGAUGAUUUGAUGGAAGCCCAUUUUUUCUUGGAAAAAAAACCACUGAUAAUCUGCUGUCUAGCCAACAGCAGCAGCUGGUAACAUCGUAAAAGAAGUUUAUUGAUCUUUUUGAACAUCGUACACAUACAGCGUAUAAAUAAAUAUAACCGAUUAAUAUCAUCUCCACCAAACAUCAUUGUUGUCAUCUUGAUCGAUGUUGCAGAGAGAAAAAAUCAGUUUUUUUUUCUCUCCAUUCAACACGACAAAGUGAUACGAUUGAUUGAAAGAAAAAGAGAUUUAAUGUGCGCGAAUUUUUGAAAAUGAUGAAAAUGAUUCAAAAAUUGUUUCAAAUAUUCAUAUUGAUCAUUGCCUAUAAUCGAAUGAUCACUAUUCAUACACUUUCGUGUAUGAAUGAAAAAGGCCAUCCAGUGGAUUCAUUUAUUGGUUACAAAGUGCCAAAAUUGGAAAAAUCAAAUGAUUCAUUGGUGCGUAAUGGAUUACAAUAUUUAUAUGUGAUACCAUCAUCAUCAUCAUCAUCAACAUCAAGAUCAUGGACAUUUGGACAGCGAUCAUUGAAUGACAGUCGAUCAAUAUUGGGUGCAACAUUGAAAUCAAUUUUAAAAAAUGAAAAUAAUAAACAUUAUAAUUUGAUAUUUUAUAAUGAUCAAAAACCAUCAACACGAACACGAUCAUCAAGUACAGGUGCACAUGCAAAAGGUAUUCUGGCAAUGUAUGGAAAAACUGGAUUCUGGUUAUUACAUUCAAUACCACAAUUUCCAAUAGUAUCGGAUGAAUCAUAUGAAUAUCCCAAACGUUCAUUAAAUAAUGGCCAAUCAUUCAUAUGUAUUACAAUAUCAAUUGAUGACAGGCAAACAAUGGAAAAUGUUGCAAAACAUUUAUCAAUGAUGAGACCAAAUAUUUAUUCAAUUAAUUUGACGAAAAAUUUUCUUCGAAAAUAUCCAAUUUAUGAAGAAUUUGUGGAUAAAAAACGACAUAAAUCGAAUAGACGUCCAAAUCAAUUAAUUCAAACGAUUUCGUCAGCAAAUCAUUUGUCAUUUACCAUAUUUUCCAAGAAUCAUAAAUUCAAUCAUGAUAUCUAUGCCGAUCUGAUUGCCCAACAUUAUCAAGAUGAUUUUUUCGCUCAAUCAUGGCGUAAUGGUGCCGGAGAAGUUUUGCCAUCCGAUUGUACAUAUGGUUAUAAAAUUUUUAAUGUUAAUUCAAUAAAAAUUCGUGAUUCAAUACAAUGGCCAUAUCGUGAAGAUCAUGCUAAAUGGACCAUUUCGGUGGAUCAUAAAAGACGUCCAAUUGUAUGUUUAGUUGAUUUAAAUCGAAUGAGAUCACAAUUUAGCCGUGGUGGUGGUGCCAUUUGUCUGGAAUCAUCAGCCAAUCUGUGGAAUGUAUUCAAAUCAUCCAUUUAUGAUAUUGAAAGCUGUCCAGCAAACAAAGUACGUUUUCCAUCAUUAGAUUGGCUUUCAUCAUUACCACAACGAGCGUGGAGAAAAAUCGAUGAUGUUAAACAAAAAUGUGGACUAAAAAAAUCAAAGAAAAAAGAAAAAUAAAAUUUUCAAAGAAAAAAAAUUUGAAUUUCGAAUUCUAUUGCCACACCAAUGGCUCAUCUAGGUAGCGCGUUCAAUUUCAUAAAAAUAGGCGCUGUUUUUGUUC
Molecule: messenger RNA, 1737 nt
Organism: Dermatophagoides farinae (American house dust mite)
Lineage: Eukaryota; Metazoa; Arthropoda; Arachnida; Sarcoptiformes; Pyroglyphidae
Source: RefSeq, a predicted model, not a curated record